Messenger RNA from Phragmites australis (common reed), 3267 nucleotides. RefSeq names its product receptor-like protein kinase 5. Bases 67 to 3135 code for a protein of 1022 amino acids. The transcript is spliced from 3 exons. The record is from RefSeq and is a predicted model, not a curated record. Gene Ontology annotation, biological process: protein phosphorylation. NCBI's taxonomy places the organism in Eukaryota, Viridiplantae, Streptophyta, Magnoliopsida, Poales, Poaceae. Gene Ontology annotation, molecular function: ATP binding; protein kinase activity; receptor serine/threonine kinase binding.
UCUAAGCUCGCUCAGCAGUCACCACCACACUGGAACCUCGAAGAACACAGCUCACAGCGACAAACAAUGGUUCACUCCAAUCUUCUCCUCCUCUUCCUACUCGUGUUCGUCACCUCCAACUCCAGCUUGCAAUCGACGACGGCGCAGGCCGACGCCAUCGAGCUUGCGACACUCCGAAAGAUCAAGAAAGACUGGGGCAGCCCUGCUGCACUCAGUUCAUGGGACUCCAAGAAUCCUGCCUUCUGUAACUGGACUGGGGUCCUUAGCUGCAAGAAUGGCCAAGUGACUGCCCUGUCCUUCCAAAAAUACCACAUAGCCAAUCCAAUCCCAGCCUCCAUUUGCAGCCUCAUGAACUUGUCAUACAUAGACCUCUCCUACAACAACCUUACGGGCGAGUUCCCGACGGCCCUUUACAGCUGCUCGGCGCUGCAGUACCUCGACCUGUCGAACAAUGGUUUCUCCAGCACCCUGCCGGCUGACAUCAACAAACUGUCGUCGGGGAUGGAGCACCUGAACUUGUCAAGCAAUGGCUUCACCGGCAGCGUGCCAUCGGCGAUUGCUGGGUUCCCAAAGCUCAAACUUUAUUCAACAGAUACUAACAGCUUCAAUGGGAGCUACCCGAGUGCCGCUAUCGGAGGCCUCAAUGAGCUCGAGACACUGACGUUGGCAAGCAACCCGUUCGCGCCAGGGCCCAUCCCUGAUGAGUUCGGCAAGCUGACAAAGCUGAAGACGCUCUGGCUGUCGGGGAUGAACCUGACCGGCGGCAUCCCCGACACACUCUCGUCGCUCACGGAGAUGACGAUGUUGGAUCUGUCACAGAACAAGCUUCAUGGCGAAAUCCCGGCGUGGGUUUGGAAGCUUCAAAAGUUGCAGUACCUGUACCUGUUUGCAAACAACUUCGCCGGCGGGAUCAGCCCUAACAUCACAGCUGUCAGCAUGCUCGAGGUUGACUUGUCCGUGAACAGGCUCACCGAACCAAUACCGGAGACCAUCGGCAACAUGAAGAACUUGACAUUGCUCUACUUGUACUUGAACAACAUCACCGGGCUUAUUCCGACGAGCAUCGGGCUGCUCCCAAACCUCAAGGACCUCCGGCUAUUCAACAAUAGUCUCUCCGGCGCCCUUCCGCUAGAGCUCGGGAAGCACUCACCACUCGGCAACCUAGAAGUGUGCAACAAUUUGCUCACCGGCGAUCUCCCGGACACCCUCUGCUUCAACAAGAAGCUCUACGAUAUCGUGGUGUUCAACAACAAUUUCUCCGGCGUGUUCCCGGCGACCCUGGGGCAGUGCGACACGCUGAACAACAUAAUGGUGUACAACAACCGCUUCACCGGGGACUUCCCGGAGAAGGUAUGGUCGGCGUUCCCUUACCUGACCAGUGUACAUAUUCAGAACAACGGCUUCACUGGCACUCUGCCCAGUGUCAUAUCCUCCAACAUCACAUUUAUUGAGAUGGGGAACAAUUGGUUCUCCGGCGCUGUACCGGCUUCCGCGGCGGGGUUGAAGAAUUUCAAGGCGGAAAACAACCGGUUCUCCGGCCCGCUUCCAGCAAACAUGUCAGGGUUUGUUAACCUCAAUGAGCUGAAUCUCGCCGGGAACAUGAUAUCUGGCUCGAUUCCACCUUCCAUCAGAUCAUCGGGAAGGCUGAAUUCUCUGAACCUUAGCAGCAAUCAGAUAUCAGGCGCAAUCCCGGCGGCCAUUGGGUUGCUGCCGGUUCUCACAAUCCUUGACCUCUCUAACAACGAGCUCACCGGCGACAUACCGCAGGAGUUCAACAACCUCCAUCUCAGCGUCCUCAACCUCUCGAAUAACCUACUCACCGGCGCGGUCCCAGAGUCUCUGCAGAGCCAGGCGUACGAAGGGGCGUUCCUCGGAAACCGUGGCCUUUGCGCCAUGGUGACGCUGAACACGAACCUUCCGGUAUGCCGUUACCACCGCCAUAACCAGAUGUCAACUGGCCUGAUCAUUUCCGCGGUGCUCGUUGGCGUCGCCCUCAUCAUUGGUGCCGUUGGGGGUGUCAUCAUCCAGCGGCAGAAGCGCCGGCAAGACGUGACCGUUUGGAAGAUGACGCCGUUCCGCACGCUCGACUUCACGGAGUGUGACAUACUCACCAAGCUCCGGGAGGAGGACGUGAUCGGCAGCGGUGGCUCCGGCAAGGUGUACCGCGUCCACCUCCGCGGCCGAGGUUGCGCCGGCACGAUGGUGGCCGUGAAGAGACUGUGGAGCAGGGGGAAGACCGACGCGAGGCUCGACAAGGAGUUCGACUCCGAGGUGAAGAUCCUCGGCGACAUCCGGCACAACAACAUCGUGAGCCUCCUAUGCUGCAUCUCCAGCGACGACACGAAGCUUCUGGUGUACGAGUUCAUGGAGAACGGCAGCCUCGACCGGUGGCUGCACCGGCGAAAGGGCGCCUCCGCGCCGCCGCCGCUGGACUGGCCGACGCGGCUGGGCAUCGCUAUCGACGCGGCGAGGGGCCUGAGCUACAUGCACCACGAGUGCGCGCAGCCCAUCAUGCACCGGGACGUCAAAUCCAGCAACAUUCUGCUCGAUCCGGACUUCCACGCGAAGAUCGCCGACUUCGGCCUCGCUCGGAUCCUCGUCAAGUCCGGCGAGCUCGAGUCCGUGUCCGCCGUCGGCGGCACCUUCGGCUACAUGGCUCCAGAGUGCGGACGAGGCACGAAGGUGAACGAGAAGCUGGACGUGUACAGCUUCGGCGUGGUGCUGCUGGAGCUGACGACCGGGCGUGUGGCGAACGACGGCGGCGCGGAGUGCUGCCUGGUGGAGUGGGCGUGGCGGCGGUACAAGGCGGGGGGCCCGCUGCACGACGUCGUGGACGGGAGCAUCCAGGACAGGCCCGUGUUCGUGGACGACGCCGUGAACGUGUUCCUACUCGGGGUGAUGUGCACCGGGGACGACGCACCGUCGCGGCCGUCGAUGAAGCAGGUGCUGCAGCAACUCGCCCGCUACGACCGCACCUCAAGCGUGGCCGGCGCGUGCCGGGACGACUGCGACGACAGCAGUGGCACGCGGCUCCCGGCGGCGAACAAAGGCGGCCAGGACAAGAGUUCGUUGGACCCCGGAGUGUUUUGGGAUGGCCGCGAGGAGAGCGGCAGCUUCGUGGCUCAUCCCGUUUAAAAUCUUCUUCUUUUUUUUAGAUCACCAUGCAAACGCUGCACGCAGAGGACUGAUCGCACCCACGCAGACACACAGCACUGGUGAUGUGUCGACAUGGACAAGAAAAAUAAUUCAGCACUGCGCUUUGCAUCA